Athene cunicularia (burrowing owl) is the source of this 1990-nucleotide messenger RNA. RefSeq names its product asparaginyl-tRNA synthetase 2, mitochondrial (gene NARS2). Gene Ontology annotation, biological process: asparaginyl-tRNA aminoacylation. Gene Ontology annotation, molecular function: asparagine-tRNA ligase activity; ATP binding. The transcript has 15 exons. Gene Ontology annotation, cellular component: mitochondrion. Lineage: Eukaryota; Metazoa; Chordata; Aves; Strigiformes; Strigidae. The coding region runs from base 180 to 1337 and encodes 385 amino acids. The record is from RefSeq and is a predicted model, not a curated record.
AAGGGCAGGGCUGGGUCCGCUCUGUCCGAUCCCAGAAGGAAGUUUUGUUCCUGCAUAUAAAUGAUGGGAGUUCUCUGGAAAACCUCCAGGUGGUUGCUGAUCCCAGCCUGGAAAACAGAGACCUGACUUUUGGCAGUGCAGUGGAAGUACAAGGGAAACUGGUUAAAAGUCCUCAUAAGAUGCAAAACAUGGAGCUGAAAGCUGAAACCAUCCGUGUGGUGGGACCUUGUGAUAUUUGGUCAUUUCCCCUGAAAAUGAAGGAGAGGCACCCACUGGAGUAUGUCCGGCAGUUCCCUCACCUGCGAUGCAGAAACAACACGCUUGGCUCCCUCUUGCGAAUCCGCAGCGAAGCCACUGCAGCUAUCCACUCGUUCUUCCAGGAUAAUGGCUACGUGCAUAUUCAUACCCCCAUAAUUACAUCAAAUGACUGUGAAGGUGCUGGGGAUCUCUUUCAAAUUGAGACAUCAAAUGAGGCAAGGGAAUCUGCAGAGAAGACCCAUUUCUUCAAUGUGCCUGCCUUCUUGACAGUUUCUGGCCAGCUCCAUUUGGAAGUGAUGUCAGGGGCUUUUACCCAUGUGUUCACCUUCGGCCCAACAUUUCGAGCGGAGAACUCGCAGAGUCGCCGGCACCUGGCGGAGUUCUACAUGGUGGAGGCUGAGCUGUCCUUUACUGAAAGCCUUCAAGACAUCAUGCAGGUUAUGGAAGAUCUUUUCAAGACAGCAACAAGCACUGUGCUCUCCAAAUGUCCCCGUGAUGUUGAGCUUUUUCAUAAAUACAUGGCUCCUGCCCAGAAGGUUGGAACAGAUGCUGAAGAACAAAUUUGUGACUUGGUGGAAAACCUGCUCUCACAUCUCUUAGAGGAAAUUUCCUACAGUGAAGCAGUGGAAAUUUUGAAGCGAGCUUCUCAAACUUUCACUUUCAAGCCAGAGUGGGGCUGUGACCUCCAAACAGAACAUGAAAAGUACCUGGUGAAGCACUGUGGUGAAGUGCCCGUGUUUGUGAUUAACUACCCAUACGACCUCAAACCUUUCUACAUGCGGGACAAUGAAGAUGGACCUCAGCAUACAGUUGCAGCUGUUGAUCUCCUCGUGCCGGGAGUAGGGGAGUUGUGUGGAGGCAGCUUGAGAGAGGAGCGACUGCCCUUCCUGGAAUCCCGCUUACAGAGAUUAGGACUCACAGAUGCCUACCAAUGGUAUCUAGACCUCCGAAAAUUCGGCUCAGUUCCUCAUGGAGGCUUCGGAAUGGGGUUUGAACGCUACCUGCAGUACAUCUUGGGAGUUGACAAUAUCAAAGAUGUUAUUCCUUUCCCCAGGUUUUCUCACUCCUGUCUGCUGUAGCUCAGCAGCUGACUCAAUAUGGAGAAAGCUGCGAGUGUGACUGUAUGUACGUAACAUGCUAGGAUAUGACUAAAUGUGUCUUAGUGGCAGAUUGAGAUAAUUUUUAUAUGAAAAGUGAAACUUUUGGUAAAUUUAAUACCGGUUUAUCGAAAAAAAUAUAUGUUCUGGUAAGAUUAUGGAAGCAUGCUGGCAGUUAAUUUGAUAGGAGUUCAUGCCUUCAGUGCACUUCAGCAGUAUUAAUAAAUCCCACAUAACUGAAGGGUUAAGAUUCUUGUGAAACUAGUGCAAGCCUUAGAAGUACUGAAUAAGCAUUGGUGGGAGGUAGUGGGGGUUUUAUGUGAAAUAUUAAUAAGGAGGUGUGACCUAAAAUGGACUGGGAGCCAGGACUGCUGUGAGGCUUUAAUAAGCUUUAAUUAAAUGCCUGAGCAGUGCUUUGAAGAUUGAGUGUUAUAAAAUUGCGAAGUAUUGUCAUGGCUGUGAUGCAUUUGCUCUUACAAAAUAGCAACUGUAAAGCAUGAUUCUCCCCACCUCAGAUUAAACCUUGUUUACCUUGGAAAAAUCAGCCAAGGAAAAAUGUCAUACUGGAGCUGCUGGAGUGAAUUAGGUGAAUGAUGUUUGAUUUUGUGAAUCAUCAAUAAAGAUGUGCACUGGGU